AUGAAUAAUAGUGAGGCUGAUCAGAUUUAUUCAUCAGAACAAAACCGAUUCCAAUCAUUUGCAAGUCUAUCAAUAUUUUCAUCAUUAACACGUCGUCAGUUAGCAUUAGCUGGUUUUCAUUAUCGAAAUGAAACAAUUUCUUGCCCGUCAUGUGGUGUUUCAAUUGAUAUUGACGAUUUAGAUGUUGAUAAAGAGUAUGAAUCAAAUUAUUUCAGAAAACUUCAUCGUGAAAAAGUAUCACAAGUUGGUAUUCGAUGUUCAUUCUUACUAGAAGAAAUUGGACAAAAUAUAAAUGAUUUAUGUCCUUCGUCAAUUGAUAAUCAAACAAUAUCCUGGAUAACAGCUGAAGAACCAGAGUAUGGAACUUAUGAAGAACGUUUAAAAACAUUUUCAUCGUGGCCAUAUCAGAAUAAUGGUGGAACAGAAUCAUAUGUUACACCAGAGAUUAUGGUAGAAUGUGGCUUUUUUUACUCAGGUCCAAGAGAUGGUGUCACUUGUUUUAAUUGCGGGAAUAUUUUGAUUGAUUGGGCAGCACUAAUCGGAUCAAAAAAUGAAAAUAUUGUACAGUUAGAACAUGCACGAUUUUUUCCAAAUUGUGCGUUUAUAACAAGUCUUGUUGGUGCCAAGUAUAUAGCGAGUGCCGGCUAUUUUCAUGCCGUAUCAACUAAAGAACGAGCACAACGCAAUCCAAUGUCACAACCAAUUAUUCCAAUUUUAUAUCCUCUAGUCUCGGUACCGUUACAUGAAAUACCCAUACCAAAAUCGGUUGAAGACUGUAUUUUAACUUAUAAUGAUUGGCCACCAAACGCACCCUUGCAAGCAAAAGCAUUAGCACAAGCUGGAUUCUUUUAUCUCGGUGAUGAUUUAAAAGUUCAAUGUUACAAAUGUGGGUUAAUUGUGGCUGAUUGGCGACCAGGAAUGACUGCAAUUGGCACACAUCGAAAACGUAUGGAAUAUAAUUGUGAAUUUAUUCAAGCUAUUGAUAGUACAAGAGAUGCAAAUAUUCAGUCGGUCAAUGAAAAAUGGAGAUUAGAAACACUAACUGGAUAUUCAUUUGAUUUUGCUAAAUCUUCAUCAUCGCGUUUAACCACAAUGAAUUUUGACGAACAGGAGAAUAAACGAACAAAUAAUAGCGAAAUUGAUAAACGUUUAUGUCGUGAACUAGCUGCUUGCGGCUUUCAUCGUGUUCAAAAUAAAAGAAUAAUACGUUGUGCAUUUUGUGGUGUAACCAUCGAGCCAAAACCAAAUCAAUCGAUUAUGUCACAACAUCGAGCAAAUGUCAAGCAAAUGGCCUUACCCACGGAAAAACAGGACAAUUUACUAACUCCGUCACAAUAUUAUUCCUCUGCUGAUUGCAUUAUGCUUCGUUGUCAAUGUGCAGCCAAUAUUCCUAUCGCACAUCGAGAAAUGUUUCCAGAAUAUCCCAAAUAUCAAUCGAUCUUUGAUCGUAUAACUACAUUUCAAGAGAAAAAUUUAGAAACAUUAUUCGGAUUUGAAAUACGAGAUAUUGCUGAUGCUGGAUUUUUUCUUGAUGUUGAAAAGCAUUUACGCUGUUUUCAAUGUGGAAAUUCGUUGCCAAUAAAUGGAAAGAGAAAACGUGAAAAGUAUGCAGAAUACAAUAUUCAACAAUUACAUGCACAUUUUUAUCCAACAUGUGAAUAUAUCAAAGAAUUACUUGGUGCGAAAUACAUUGCUCAAGUCUUACAUGAUUUUCAUCGUUCAAGUUCUUCGCGUACUCACUCUUCACUUUCGACCCAAAGUUCCGACAUAUUAUCACCAUCCUCUUCAGAAGUAUUUUCAUCAUUAAUGUCACCAACAACGACGACAAAAACAAAUGAUAACAAAUCACCAAGGCCAUUAUUCGAUGGACCCUAUAAUUCUGACUUUACUGAUGAUUCAUCCGACGAUGGAUAUGAUACAACAGUUCCUGCUCCACCAACAUCUGCUGCUAUUGAACCACACUUGAGAUCUCCUCGACCGAUGUCACAGUCACCCUCUGCUACGACAAUGGAACCAAGUCAAUGUCUUGAACGAUUUGUAUCUCCUACAAUAUUAUUGGCGCCGAAUUCAGAGGAAAAUGCAACAAAUUUCAUGAUUAACCCAAUGAUAGCGGCUGUUCAAAAUCAACAAACACCACGUAUAAGAAAUGAUGAUAGUUUAUCUGAUAAUAUUGGUGACAUAUCUCCUUCCCCUCAAUCGUCACCCGUUGAUGUUCGAUUACUAUUAUGUCAUGAAAAAAAUCGACGUGAUACAUUUAAAAAACAUAAUUUAAAAAAAUUUGCUGAUGUAUCUAUCGAAUGUUUAGCCUAUUGUGGAUUUUAUUUAAAUGGUGAAGGCACUGCAUUAUUAUGUCCUUGUUGUGAAGUGAAAGUAACAGAAAACGACUUUAAAUAUUUUAUGAAUCAUGGUGAUGGAACUGGAACCGAUGGUGAGAAAUGGACACCGAUGCAUGUUCAUCGUCAUACAAGUGGACAAUUAAUUGAUCAAAAUCGUCCAUGGUGUACAUUGGUUCAAAGAGAAUCGUUUGGCAUUUAUGCUAAUGUUGCACUCGAAGAUAGUCGAAUGAAAUAUCCUGAAUAUCCAACCUAUGAAUCAUUUGAAAGUCGAAUAAAAACAUACACAAGUGGAUGGAUCUAUCCUGGUGGCACUAGGCUUAGUAAAGAAUUAAUGGCAUCUGCUGGAUUCUUCUAUUUGGGAAAAGAAACGUGUGUUGCGUGUUAUUAUUGUGGCAAUAAACUUAAAAAGUUCGAACCAAGAGAUGAUCCAUUUGAAGAACAUGCUUGCUUCUUUCCAUUUUGUGAUUAUAUUCAACAGCAACGAGGCAUUCAUUUUAUCCGUCGAAUAGUGAUGGAAGCUAAUAGAAUACCGGAAGCUAAACUCAAAAUGGAAACAGUUGACGGAAAAGCAAUAAAACAUAUUGUCUGGGAUAAAAGUCGUUCAACUUCGAGUAAACGAAGACGUGCACCAGUAAUGAAACCGAAUCAACAUAAUAUGAAAGUUGAACCAAGUUUAUCAAUACAACCUGAAGAUAUCAAUGAUUGCUGCGUUUUGUGUUCAACAAAUCCUAGUACACAUGAGUAUGAUUGUGGUCAUUGUCAAAUAUGUGGAGAAUGUUUUGCUAAAUUACAUGGAACACAGUUAGAGCAAUGUUUACAUUGUUGUCGAAAAGCAACAAUUCGACCACGAUUGAUAACUCCAAAACUCACUUCCUCAACAUCACAAAUAUAA
Messenger RNA from Didymodactylos carnosus, 3228 nucleotides. NCBI's taxonomy places the organism in Eukaryota, Metazoa, Rotifera, Eurotatoria, Philodinida, Philodinidae. The record is from the annotation of a GenBank genome assembly.